Molecule: messenger RNA, 2531 nt
Organism: Hypomesus transpacificus
Lineage: Eukaryota; Metazoa; Chordata; Actinopteri; Osmeriformes; Osmeridae
Product: dnaJ homolog subfamily C member 7-like
Exons: 14
Coding region: 72-1562 (496 amino acids)
Molecular function (GO): protein binding
Source: RefSeq, a predicted model, not a curated record
UUAAGGACGUCCUACGCCAAUGAAGUUGAUCACCCAGGAAAUUGCGUUCCCUCAUUCUUCUGCGGGGGAAAAUGGCAGCUGUUGACAUCGACAUGCCUAUGGAAACUGAGGUAGAAAUCCUGAACGAAGAGGAUAUGGAGCGUGAAGCAGAAGGCUUCAAGGAACAGGGAAAUGCUUUCUAUGUCAAGAAGGAUUACUCUGAGGCAUUCAACUACUACACCAAGGCCAUCGAUGCAUGUCCCAAGAAUGCAAGUUACUAUGGAAACAGGGCAGCCACCCUCAUGAUGUUGUGCCGUUUUCGAGAAGCUCUAGAGGACUCACAGCAGGCAGUGCGUCUUGAUGACUGCUUCAUGAAGGGCCACCUGCGAGAGGGGAAGUGCCACCUGUCACUCGGAAACGCCAUGGCAGCCAGCCGCUGCUUUCAGAAGGUUUUGGAACUCGAGGCCAGCAACGGCCAGGCGCGUCAAGAGCAUAAGAACGCAUCUUCAGUCCUGGAGUAUGAGCGAAUGGCCGACUUUGGAUUUGAAAAGAGGGAUUUUAGAAAGGUGGUAUAUUGUAUGGACAGGGCCCUGGUUUUAGCCCCUGCUUGUCAUCGCUUCAAAAUUCUCAAAGCAGAGUGCCUGGCUCUUCUAGGCCGCUACCCUGAAGCCCAGUCUGUGGCCAGUGAUAUCUUACGCAUGGACUCCACCAAUGGAGAUGCACUGUACGUACGUGGUCUUUGUCUGUAUUACGAGGACUGCAUCGAUAAAGCUGUGCAGUUUUUCGUUCAGGCUCUUCGUAUGGCUCCAGACCACGAGAAAGCUCGUCUCGCCUGCAGAAAUGCCAAAGCUCUAAAAGCCAAGAAAGAAGAGGGCAACAAAGCUUUUAAGGAGUGCAGCUACGAAGCAGCAUUCAAGCUCUACACGGAGGCCCUGACAAUAGACCCCAACAACAUCAAAACCAAUGCCAAGCUCUACUGCAACAGAGGCACCGUGGGAGCCAAGCUGAAGAAUCCAGAUCAAGCCAUCGAAGACUGCACAAGUGCAAUAAAACUGGAUGACACUUAUAUAAAGGCCUAUUUGAGACGAUCCCAGUGUUAUAUGGACACUGAACAGUAUGAAGAAGCUGUGCGGGACUAUGAAAAAGUUUACCAGACAGAGAAGACAAAAGAACACAAGCACCUACUGAAGACUGCUCAGUUAGAGCUGAAGAAGAGCAAGCGGAAAGAUUACUACAAGGUGCUGGGGGUGGGUAAGCAGGCAACUGAGGAUGAAAUCAAGAAGGCCUACAGAAAACGGGCCCUCAUGCAUCACCCAGACCGUCACAGUGCAGCUACCCCUGAGGUGCAGAAGGAAGAGGAGAAGAAGUUCAAGGAGGUGGGUGAGGCCUUCACAGUGCUCUCCGACCCCAAGAAGAAGAUGCGCUACGACAGUGGACAUGACCUGGAAGACGAGGGCUGCGGAGGGGGAGAUUUUGAUGCCAACAACAUUUUUAGAGCCUUCUUUGGUGGCCAAGGGGGAGGAUUUAAUUAUGAAUCCAAUCAAAAUUCCGCACCUGGAAACUUCUUUUUCCAGUUUGGUUAAGAGUAAAGAGGAUACUUCCAAGGAAUGCUGCAUCCCUCUGGUGGACAAAUUAAGUUGGACACACGCUCGCAACCUGAUUUUUAUACUUCAAAUAUUUUGCUAACAAAUCUCUUUCACAUGCUUAAGACACUGUGUCGAUAGCAGAAAGAGAUAUGUUACCCCUUAUGCUUAGAAUUAUCCUUGACAAACACAGUUUACAAAUAACUAUUCAAAUUAAAACCAGCAGUCACUGCAGGGCAACUGGUUUUAUCAACAAAGGUUAUUAACUGUUGUUUAAUUAGAAACUGACAAAGGGGUUUUUAAGAGGUUUAAGAACUCAAAUCCUCAGGAAAUUUGCUUAGCUCUCUUUUUUUUGCGCAAUUAACACAAAUGCAUGUCUUCUACAGGUGAAAUGAGUACAGUAUUGCCAAAUUCACAGGUCUUCAUAUAAUAUAGAUAAAUAAUUUGUGCUGUACCUUGAAUAUGUUUCAUAAGUAAAUACAUUCUUUAUUAAAUUCAUUAAUUGGGAGUUAAGGCCUCUAAAUCUUUAUAAGUAGUUUAUUGAAUAUGAUGCAUUCAUUUAACAAACAUUAGGAUCUAUCUAUGUGAACUAUCAAUAGGCGAAGUGAAAAAGGUGCUCUGCAGCAUUUGAGGGAAACCUUGUUUCUGAUCAGUUACUUUUAUUUAAAUUUUUCUUUCACUCCUGCAGACUGCAGGUACAAACUGCAGGUUCAUUUAUAUACCCUUCUGCACAUCAUCGCAUUCAUACAUUUUACUGGACUGUAAAGUGUUAAUACAUGUGUUUAUAAUGUUCAGUUUCCCAUAAGUGUAUUUAUUUUUUAUUGUAUAUUCUUAUCCAUCUUAAUUAUAGUGUUGAUUGGUCUCCCGUUUUUCCAGUACUAAUUAGUCAAUAGGCUGUAAACAUUCUUUCCUUACCUACUUCUGCUUUAGUACAUUUUGUCUGUUAUCCUAUAAAAAGGCCAAAAUCUG